This is a messenger RNA of Arachis stenosperma, 1724 nucleotides long. RefSeq lists its product as uncharacterized. The record is from RefSeq and is a predicted model, not a curated record. Bases 99 to 1445 code for a protein of 448 amino acids. Lineage: Eukaryota; Viridiplantae; Streptophyta; Magnoliopsida; Fabales; Fabaceae. The transcript is spliced from 7 exons.
CCAUUAGCAACUACCAAGAAAAGACGAGUAGGCACUAGUCAGUUCCUCAGUUGCAAACUUGCAAAUCGUUUUCAAUUCAUUGUGGAAAAUCGGCAGCGAUGGGCGUGGCUUCAUCUCCGUCGUUUCCGGUUCUUGUAGGACAACGACUCCCCACUUCGCCUUCAACUUCUCCUCUUCUUCGCCCACGUGUCGUCGUUGCGGCGGUUUCUUCGGAUUCUUCUCCAGCUUCCACCUCACAAGCCACCAAAUUGCUCACUUUCCUAGGCAAAGGUGGCUCUGGAAAAACAACCGCCGCUAUUUUCGCCGCUCAGCAUUAUGCAAUGGCUGGAUUGAACACAUGUUUAGUGAUACAUGGCCAAGACACCACUGCUGACUACCUCCUCAACUGUAAGAUUGGAACUGAGUAUGUCGAAUGUGGAACAAAUCUUUCGGCUGUUAGGUUGGAAACAACCAAAAUGCUUCUUGAACCUCUCAAACUUCUGAAGCAAGCAGAUGCACAGCUUAAUAUGACACAAGGCAUACUUGGAGGGAUUGUUGGAGAAGAGCUUGGCAUUAUGCCUGCGAUGGAUUCGAUUCUUUUAUUAUUUGCACUUGAGAAGCUUGUAGGACUUUUGAGUAGUACAGCUUCAAAGAGUCAAGGCGAUAAAUUUGAUGUGAUAGUUUAUGAUGGUAUCAGCAGCGAGGAAACACUGCGGUUCAUAGGUGCAAGCAGUAAAGCAAGAUUGUACUUGAAAUAUCUCCGAGUAUUGGCCGAGAAGACUGAGCUUGGGAGAUUGGCUGCUCCUUCAAUCCUGAGACUUGUGGAUGAAGCUGUAAGAAUAAGUAGCAGCAGAUCUUACUUUAAUGGUAGAACGAGCUCAGAAAUAUGGGACACUUUAGAUCAAAUGCUGGAGAGAGGAUCUUCUGCCUUCUCAAACCGGCAGAGAUUCGGUUGUUUCCUUGUAAUGGAUCCGAAUAAUCCAACCUCUGUUAAUUCGGCAAGGCGAUAUUGGGGUUGUACAAUCCAGGCUGGUGCUCAAGUAUCUGCAGCUCUCGGCUUCACGUCUCAGCCGCAACAUCUAGAACCCUUGCAAAGAGCAAAGAAAGGUUUCUCACCCCUGCCUUCUGCUUUCAUUUCAAGUUUAUCCAUGAAUAGCCCAAUCAAUUGGAGCAGAGUACUACUAGACACAAGCAACAAAGAUGCUAGGCAUCUUCUUACUUCCGAAGCAAGUCAAUACGGUUAUGCUAUCUCACCGGUUGAAUUUGAUUUGAAACGAAAAUCAGUUACUCUCUUCAUGCCUGGUUUCGACAAAUCAGAGAUCAAGCUAUACCAAUAUAGGGGAGGAUCUGAGCUGUUGGUAGAAGCAGGAGAUCAAAGGCGUGUUAUUCCGUUGCCCCCAGAAAUUCAAGGAAAGGUUGGCGGAGCCAAAUUCGCAGAGAGAAGUCUUUUUAUUACAAUGCUAUGAGUUCGGAUCCUCUAAAGAGAAAGAGAUGUGUAAAGUGAAUAGCUUUCAUUAUAAUUGAUGUUACCUUAUUAACCCAAAGAGUGAUUACAUUAUCAUUUUAUCACUAUAUAUCUCCUCAGUUCAUUUCAGAGUAUCCAGAUUCCAUUGCUUUAGUCUUUUUCUUGUUAUUGUUCUCUUCACCUUCUAUGUAUUAUGCAUGGGCCAUGAGCUAUGUAGAACGGUUUAAUGAAUAAUCUUGCCAAGGACUGGGCAUAGCACAUUGCCGUCAUUUAUGCAUCA